AAUACCGAUCGUUACCCAGAGAAGCAGGAUCGUCAGAAGUGCGGUGGUAGUAGCGUCGCGGUGCGCCGUUCGCGUCGCCGCAAAGCUUUGAUAUUAUCGGCAGUCAUCCGUUUGAAGCUAUUCGAAACCAACAUGUUUCGUGGGCAUAAAACGAUCCCAGCCGGCACCCCCAGCGUAGCAAAAUAUAAAUACACCGAGAGUUGGCGUCUUUAUUAAUAGUAAGCAUAAGUACUUGGCUAUCGCGCGGUAGAAAGGGUGCGUUUUAUGUUGGCAUGUGACGUGAAAUCGAACUAUUGACAAGACUGCAGUGCGCAGUGCGAAAUCAAUGAAAAAUACGUCUGUUUCCUGCGGUGGCGUUGUGAAGAGACGCUGGUGAUGGGACAAGGCGCGCACCACGGCGCCGGCCGGUGACCCUGAGGAAUGUUCAUCCCCGAUUCGCUGCGUAGCUGCAUGGUGGAGCCCGAUGUAUCCUCGUACCUGCAGACGCCGUCCUCGGGACAGGACGAGUUCCACCCCUUCAUCGAGGCGCUACUGCCUUUCGUCAAGUCCUUCUCUUACACGUGGUUCAACCUACAGGCGGCUAAAAGAAAAUAUUACAAAAAACACGAGAAACGAAUGUCCCUGGAGGAGGAACGUCAGUGUAAGGAAGCUCUGCAGAACGAAAAAUCCGAAGUUAAACAAAAGUGGGCAUCGCGACUUUUGGGAAAGUUACGCAAGGACAUUACACAAGAGUGCCGCGAGGACUUUGUGCUAAGUAUUACAGGCAAAAGACCUGCAGUGUGUGUCUUAUCAAAUCCUGAUCAAAAAGGCAAAAUGCGCCGCAUAGACUGUUUACGACAGGCAGAUAAAGUGUGGCGUCUCGAUCUUGUCAUGGUCAUCUUGUUCAAAGCCAUCCCCCUCGAAAGUACGGACGGCGAACGUUUAGAGAAAAACCCCGACUGUUCGCAACCGGGAUUAUGCGUUAACCCCUAUCACAUUAACGUGUCCGUUCGAGAGCUGGAUUUAUAUCUCGCUAAUUUCAUCAACAGUCACGAUAUACUAAGCGGAAUUAGUUAUAACAAUAACAAUAACACCAAAAAAGAAGACGAACGAAAAAAUAAAGGAUAUACCCAUAAUCCCUACAAUGGUGUCGUUUGCAAUGAAAUAAUAAUGGCGACGGGUGUAUUCUCCUCAAAAGAAUUAUGGAAGCUAUCGAAGGGUAAAAUAGCCUCUAUACUUCAAGAAAUUUCGGAACCACAGCCCAGCAUUAACAGCGUUAAGGUCGAACAUCCGGCGUACUACUGCAACAGCUAUUCCGAUCAAGGAGCUGUUGUCGGGGAUCGAUCGGCGUCCGUUGAUGCCAUGGUGGUCUCUGCGGCAUACUCUAUGCCACAAAACACAACACUGGUAUCAUCGAGUUCACAAGCUGCAAGUCCGAGCACAUUAUUUUAUCAGCAUAGUCCGGAACCACACCAUCAACACCAGAAUCAAGUUAAAUAUCCAGAAAAUGGGCAUGACACACUAUCCGACUUUGUUACGUUUGUGUGUCAAGAAACGGAGAAUAGUCAGCAGAGUUCACAGAUGCAAAACAAUUUGUCUCGAAGUCCGAAAUCGCAGUACUUUCCUUCAACGAUGCUUCCACCGCCGCCAUUGCCACCGAUGGCGCGUCCCGUAGCCAUUAUCCGAUCAACAGGUGAUGUAACAAUGAGUGGCACCAAUUCACCACCCGCUAGCAUAACGCCUCCUGGAAGUGAAGCUUCUCCCGCAAAUGACGUGCCAGAAUUAAGUUCGUCUCCACCAUUAAGUCCCGGUAGCCAAGAUCGCCGAAAGUCUCCAUCGCAGAGGAAUUCGGUUCCAACAAGCAGUCCAUACUCGCCGAACCGAGACUACUCCUUCAACCAUUUUCAUCCACAACCAGGACAUCUUUUCAGUUACCAGAGUAUGAGUGGAAUGUCUGGUGUUAUCAGUCCUACCAACCUCAGCAUGUACUCACCCAAUGUGAAUACGGCGAGAGGUACUCAGCGUUCUAAUAUGAUGCCUCGUUGGAGUACACCAUUGUUCAGCCUUGAUCAGGAAGACUUCAGUAUGAUUACUCACCCCGUAUCAGGAUCGAAUCCUGAAACGGGCACGGUCAUUUUAAUGGACGAUACGGCGACCACGGGAUCAGCCUCCGAUCAUAAUCAGUGUUGUACAAGUUCAAAUCUUAUGUGCGAAGCUGAUAGAUUCUUUCAAGCGAGUGUGUCUGGUGAUGGAUUAGAAACGUCCACCGCGCGGGAGAACGAAUCACUUCCAACACCGAAAUCUCCGUGAGCCUUCUACAACGAUAAACUGCCUUAUCAUCUGCAGCUUUUCUUGCCGAUUUAUGUGUAAACCCUAUGUUGAAUUAUCAUAAUUUCGAAACGUUAGUGCGCAUUAGAAGCUGCUCAAAUUAGUAUAGACUGUAUAGUAAUUGUACUUGUACUUAAUUAGGUUAGACAUCAAAUGCCAAACUAGGCUGUGUACACACUGCAGUCCUGAGUAUCUUACGGGAGACACACCCGCAAGAUACCCAUUAUUGGCAAUGUUAGGUUGAAUUCUGUUCCUAUGUUGGGUAGAAUAUCCAGCGGUGCUCGUCUUCCACGAACAUGCUUAGCGUGCGCCGGUCAAAUUUUUGACUACGCCCGCAGAAGCAGUGAGCUGGGUCUGUGCCUUAGUAUUACAAUAAUAUUGAAUACCGUAGCCUAGUUAUUAGAGACAUAUUAUCCGAGCUUGCUCACAGCGCAACGCCAGCUCAGUAGUAUACUACGUUUAACGGCAAAAUGCCAGCUGCACCAAUUGGCACGACAAUACACCGGAAAAAUCAUUUCCCAAGAUACAUUUAACGAAUGUGUCGUGCGAAACAGAUUUCUCGUUACUUGUCGGCAAUUUUUCGAUAUAAAAUCUACUGUGAUCGACAAACCUUAAAACAGUUGUGGAUAACGUUAACGUUCAAUGGAUAGGUCACCAUUAAUCGUACAGGUCAUGCUUAUCCACAACUUCUUUGUAAAAUUUCACUUCUAGUCACACAACGAGCAGAGUGACCCUGACUGAUGUAUUUAUUCCCUCCGUUUCGAUACUAACUUUGUGCUCUGCUGGGACACUCUGCCUCAUCCAGCUAUUCUACUAUUGUACUGUAUAUAACAACCAAAUCUUAAUUAACACAUACUUAUAGAAUCGGGUGAUAUUAUAACCAGUGCCAUGAUAUUGUUAACUCAAUUGUUAGGCGUAUUAUACGUCAGUAGUAUUGGUUAUUAAUUAUUGUAGGAAGCUUAAAAACUCGAAUGUAUUAAAUUACUUUUAAGAUUAAAUCAGAGGGUUUAUUUAAUAA
This is a messenger RNA of Photinus pyralis (common eastern firefly), 3325 nucleotides long. RefSeq names its product nuclear factor 1 B-type-like. The transcript is spliced from 9 exons. The record is from RefSeq and is a predicted model, not a curated record. Gene Ontology annotation, cellular component: nucleus. Gene Ontology annotation, biological process: regulation of transcription by RNA polymerase II. The coding region runs from base 421 to 2289 and encodes 622 amino acids. NCBI's taxonomy places the organism in Eukaryota, Metazoa, Arthropoda, Insecta, Coleoptera, Lampyridae. Gene Ontology annotation, molecular function: RNA polymerase II cis-regulatory region sequence-specific DNA binding; DNA-binding transcription factor activity, RNA polymerase II-specific.